Molecule: messenger RNA, 630 nt
Organism: Thecamonas trahens ATCC 50062
Lineage: Eukaryota; Apusomonadida; Apusomonadidae
Product: Ufm1-conjugating enzyme 1
Exons: 2
Coding region: 1-630 (209 amino acids)
Biological process (GO): protein K69-linked ufmylation
Cellular component (GO): cytoplasm
Molecular function (GO): UFM1 conjugating enzyme activity
Source: RefSeq, a predicted model, not a curated record
AUGGCUGCCGUUGACGUUACUGACACCGGCGCCGCCCGCGUGGGCGACGACGACCUCAACAACCUCGACGAGGCGCGUGCCGUCAAGGCGCAGAUCCCGUCGUUGGGCGUGAUGGCCGGGCCACGUGACGGCGAAGAGUGGAUUGCACGCCUGAAGGAGGAGUAUGCCGCCCUCAUCGCAUACGCCGGCAACAACAAGGCCAACGCCACCGAUUGGUUCAAGAUCGAGGCAAACAAGAGCGGGACGCGGUGGUUUGGAACGUGCUGGUACGUCCACAACCUCAUCCGCUACGAGUUCGAGCUGGUGGUCACCGUCCCGGUCACCUUUCCCAAGACCUCGGUCGCCAUCCUUCUCCCCGAGCUGGAGAACAAGACGCCCAAGAUGUAUCGCGGCGGUGCCAUCUGCCUCACCGAGCACUUUCAUCCUCUCUGGGCUCGCAACGUGCCUCACUUUGGUAUCGCACACGCGUUAGCUCUCGGCCUCGCACCCUGGCUUGCUGCCGAGGUCCCGCACCUGGUUGCGCAGGGCAGCAUCGAGCCGGCGGCGGCAGCAUCCUCGGGUGAUGGCGCAGCGGGGUCUGCCGUCGGAAAUGGGGCAGCGUACGAGUAUGAGUAUGAAUCGGACGAGUAG